AUGGCGACGGCAGAGUCGGCUCUCGAGACCCUCUUCUACCUUUACCCGUUGCUGCUCACCCUCACCUUGAUCGGGGCGCAAUGUCUUUUGUUCCGCCGCAGUCGGCGUCGAGAGGCGGCGCGCGUCGCCUCUCCCGCCCCGUCCGAGCAUGAGCCCGAGCCGCAGCUUGAGCGCGCUCGACGCACCUGCGCGUGGCUGAUAUGGACACUCCAGCUUUUCCACUCCGCCUUGUCGCUCGCCAGCAUCACUUUGACGGUGAAGCAGGCGCUCGCUGACCCGGACCCGGGCGGCGACGCCCCCGGAACGACUGCGUUCCCCUUCAGUGCAUACCUGGCCUCCUACGUUGCUGUUCUGCUUUACUUCCUGGCCGGAAUGCUUCCCGACCCCGAAGGUCCCUGGAACCCAACCGCGGCGCAUUGCUCGGCCUGGAUCGCCGGCGCCCUGGUCGAAGCCGUCGUGGCUGCCGUCUUGUCCUCCGCAAAGGCGCAUCUGGCUGUGCCGGCGGCCUUUGUUGAUGCGCUGACCGCGCUGGGGGCAUCCAGGGUCGCAAUCCUGGUCCUCAUGGCCGCCGUUCUCCUCGCCAGGGAGCGCAAGCUGACGCGGUCCGCGCCCAAAUCUCUGCCAGAGGAACGCCGGCCCCUGCUGGGAAACGGCAACGCGCCGCCCGGCAGCUAUGCCGCGGUUCAGAACGCCAGGCCCGGGGCAGACGCGGCCGAGAAGUCGCCGCCGCCGCCGGCGGGCAUGAGCUGGCUCACCUACGUCGCCAGUUUCCGAGUCCUGUUUCCCUAUCUCUGGCCCAAGGACUCCCCGCUCCACCAGGCCGUCGUCGUCGUGUGCGUGGCCUUGCUCAUGUGCCAGCGCGUCGUCUACGUCCUGGCCCCGUUGCAGCUGGGGGCUCUCGUCGACGCCCUCGGCAGAGGCCGCAUCCCGUACAAGGACAUGGUCCUCUUCGUCGCCUACCGCUACCUGCAGGGCAACCAGGGGGCCAUCGGCGCCCUGCGGUCCGUCCUCUGGAUCCCCGUGUCCCAGUCCCUCUUCCGCAGGCUGUCGGCCGCCGCGUUCGAGCACGUCCUCGGGCUGUCCCUCGAGUUCCACCUCGGCAAGAAGGUCGGCGAGGUCACCAGCGCGCUCAGCCGUGGCGCCGCGACCAACACCUUCCUCGAGCUCUUCUGCUUCCAGGUGCUCCCCAUGAUCUUCGACAUCUUCUUCGCAGGCGUCGUCUUCUUCGCCAAGUACGACGCCUUCUACACCGUCAUCGUCUUCUUCAUCAUGUGGUCCUACAUCUUUCUCACCCUCUACCUGGUCAAGUAUCGCGGCAGGCAGAGGAGAGACAUGACGGCCAAGACGCGCGACAUGGAGGCCAUCAGGACCGACGCCAUCAUCGCCUACGAGACGGUGCAGCACAACUGCGCCAUCCCCCGCGAGACCCAGAGGUUCAAGGACCACGUGCUCGUCUUCCAACGCGCCGAGCGCCUGGUCCAGUGGUCGCUCAACGGCCUCAACAUCGUCCAGAGCUCCAUCUUCACCCUCGGCACCGCCCUGCUCGUCGCCGUGUCGGCGUACAAGAUCUCCAUCGGCGAGCAGACGGUCGGUGAGUUCGUCACCCUGAUCAACUAUUUCGUCCAGCUCCAGGGGCCGCUCAGCUUCUUCGGCACCUACUACACCAUGCUCCAGAACAAUCUCAUCGAGGCCGAGCGCCUCCUGGACCUGUUUAAAGAGACGUCGGGCAUCGUGGAAAAGCCAGACGCCGUCUCUCUACCCUCCGCAAGAGGAGAGGUUUCCUUUAGAAAUGUCACGUUUUCGUAUCCGGUCAAGAACCGCGAGCCCGUGCUCGACGGCGUCAGCUUCACCGUUGCACCGGGCACCAAGACCGCCCUCGUUGGAGCGUCUGGUGGUGGCAAGUCAACCUGUCUGAAGCUCCUGUUCCGAUUCUACGACGUCACCGGCGGCUCCAUCACCGUCGACGGCCACGACCUCCGAGAUGUAAAGAUUGACUCUCUCCGCAGGAACAUUGGUGUCGUGCCGCAGGAUACCGUCUUGUUCAACGCGACAAUCAUGUACAACCUGUUGUACGCCUCUCCCAACGCCACCGAGGCCCAUGUCUACGAGGCGUGCAAGGCGGCCAAUAUCCACGACAGCAUCCUCAACUUCCCGGAUGGAUACGAGACCAAGGUUGGAGAGCGCGGUCUCAAACUGUCUGGCGGAGAGCGGCAGCGCAUUGCCAUUGCGCGCGCGAUCCUCAAAGACGCGCCGAUCCUGCUCCUAGACGAGGCCACUGCGUCGCUCGACUCCAAUACCGAGAGAGAGAUCCAGGAUGCUCUCGAGCGCGUCACGUCCGGGCGGACCACAAUCACCAUUGCACAUCGCCUUUCCACCAUAACCACCUCUGAUCAGGUUGUUGUCAUCCAUGAGGGCAAGGUCGUCGAGCGCGGCACCCACGAGGAGUUGCUGGCGCUCCGGGGAAAGUAUCACGCCAUGUGGGAGAAGCAGACGACUAUAGAAAGGAGGGAGAGGGAGAAGAUGGAGCGGCAAGGCGAUGCGUCCGACGCAGCGUCCCGCGAAUCAAGAAGCUAG
This is a messenger RNA of Metarhizium album ARSEF 1941, 2574 nucleotides long. RefSeq names its product ABC transporter, transmembrane domain, type 1. NCBI's taxonomy places the organism in Eukaryota, Fungi, Ascomycota, Sordariomycetes, Hypocreales, Clavicipitaceae. The transcript has 6 exons. Gene Ontology annotation, cellular component: membrane. The coding region runs from base 1 to 2574 and encodes 857 amino acids. Gene Ontology annotation, biological process: transmembrane transport. Gene Ontology annotation, molecular function: ABC-type transporter activity; ATP binding; ATP hydrolysis activity. The record is from RefSeq and is a predicted model, not a curated record.